Molecule: messenger RNA, 1635 nt
Organism: Lottia gigantea (owl limpet)
Lineage: Eukaryota; Metazoa; Mollusca; Gastropoda; Lottiidae
Exons: 1
Coding region: 1-1635 (544 amino acids)
Biological process (GO): attachment of GPI anchor to protein
Cellular component (GO): GPI-anchor transamidase complex
Source: RefSeq, a predicted model, not a curated record
AUGGCAGAAAGUAAGCACGAAGAAGAUGAAAAGGCGAAUCAGGCUUAUGCUGCACUCGGUAUAGGAAUUAUCUGUAUUAUUAUAGGAGUCCCAUUAUGGUGGAAAACAACAGAAGUUUAUCGUGUCCAAUUGCCAUAUAAUGAUAUUUCUGAUUUAUCUCAAAUUCCACUGGUGUAUUUGACAGAUAUUGAAGUCAUUUCAUUAGAUAAAAAGUUGGAUUCAAACUUGGUUCAGAUUUCACAGCAGUUACAGGAAGAUUUGUCAAGAAAAAGAGGGGAAGAAGUAACCCCUAUUUACAGAGUAACUGUACGUGAAUCAGUUGGUGAUGAACAGUCCAUUUUUAAUAAAUAUGAUAAUAAAGACUUGUCGAAUAUUGACAAACUAUUAUCAGAACUGUCUCCAUUGCAACGAAAUAAAUAUCUUAUUUUCCUGAUACCCAGUAAUAAUGGUAAACUGAAUGUUUUCAUUGGAAAAUAUUACAAUAGUUUUGUUUCUUCUAAUGGCAAACUAGACAAGAUUAUUCCACUCAUCAGUAAAACUGUUCAAAUGACUAUUGUAAAAGAACAAAGUGUUGUUAAAAGUAUUUUCAAUGCGAAAGGGGCCCGAUCAUUGAAACCUGAUAAAGAAAGCAUGAGGUCUGUUAGGUAUAAUACAGGAUAUGAUUUGACAUUUACCUUAACAGUGCCUCAACCAGAUAUAUUUGAUGUUUCAUGGAAUAUCAGAGAAGCUGUGGAUACUUAUUUAAAACCAUUAGUUGAUCAUUUAAAAGAAUUUACCCAACUGAAAAUCAAUUCACAAAUCCACUAUUUUACAACAUUACAGAGAAAACCUCAAAAAGAUGAAAAGCUGAAUGAAUAUUACUUUUUGGAACAGGACUUGCCUCAUCUGAUAAAUCCUAUAGAAUCCACAUUAGGUACAUCUGCAUCUAAUAAUCCUGAAUUAAACUUUAUUGUGUACAUUCCAACAAGGGAUCAAUCACCAUUGUAUAUUAAAGACAAAAAUGGGGUUAAAGUUCCUACUAAUUCAUUCUUAAGUCCGCGAUGGGGAGGUGUUAUGAUUUUUAAUGUACCAGAAUUUAACGAGUCAACACCUCUACCAUUUCCUGUGAAAGUGGAAGGGAAAAAUAUUAUGGAAGUUUUCCUUACUCAAAUACGUCUGCUUUUAAAUCUGAAUUCACCAACAUCAUCACAUGAAGUGUGGUUUGAUCCUGUAGAAGUCAAUGGCAUCAGUAAUAUGGAAAUAGAUGUUUGGUUACGCAAUCGAUGUUUUGAGAACCUUGCUACCUCUAUUAAUACUUUACAGUCAUUAGCUCAAUUGUUAGGACAAAUCAGUAAUAUUGUGAUCAAAGAUGACAUCGGAAGUCAAGUUGAAGCAGCUGUUAGAGAAAUAAAAAGCAGUCUAAAAUAUUUAUCAACAGGAAAUCUAGUAGAUGCAUUUCAUUCCUCAAAACGUGCAAUCAUAGCAUCUGAAAAAGCAUUUUUUGAUCCUUCCCUCUUAGAACUGUUGUAUUUUCCAGAAGAUCAAAAAUUUGCUAUUUACAUUCCUCUGUUUUUACCCAUCAGUAUUCCUUUGAUUACAGCAAUGAUGCAUGCAAUCAAAUGGUUCAAAGGAACAAAGAAGCCUAAAACAGAUUAA